AUGCGCGUCGGGAACGGUCCCCGCUCCUCCCGGCUUGUGCGGCGUCACGAGUGGGAAGAGCAGAUGGGUGGCAAGAGCCAAGGGGUGUCUUUGGUCAGCUCCUCACGCGCACAACCCUCGGCCUGCGCCGCCACGUGCCUCUGGAAGCGCCUCGGCCUGAGCCCGGGGGGCCGCGUUUCCACGGUGGGCGCCAUUUCUGGCUAUAACUUCCGCGAAACGCCUCGGAAUAGAAAACGCGCCGGAACCCAGACGAGCGCUGCGGUGUCCUGGCCCUCGCUGCUGCCUUACUCUCCUCUUCAAUUCCUCUUCCAGGGAGAUCUGGGUCCUUUCAAUCCCGGCUUGCCGGUGGAAGUGCCUGUCUGGCUGGCCGUUAAUCUGAAGCAGAGGCAGAAGUGUCGGCUGAUUCCUCCGGAAUGGAUGGACGUUGAAAAACUGGAGGAAAUCCGGGACCAGGAACGUAAAGAGGAGACCUUCACUCCGAUGCCCAGUCCCUAUUAUAUGGAACUCACAAAGCUGCUGUUAAACUACGCCUCGGACAACAUCCCCAAAGCCGAUGAGAUUCGAACGCUGGUGAAGGAUACCUGGGACACCCGGAUAGCCAAGCUGCGGCUGUCUGCGGACAGCUUCGUCAGGCAGCAGGAGGCUCACGCCAAGCUGGAUAACUUAACCUUGAUGGAGAUCAACACGACGGGGAUUUUCCUUACUCAAGCCUUAGAUCACAUGUACAAGCUCCGGACCAACCUUCAGCCUGGCGAGGGUGCCCGCUCCCAGGAUUUCUGAGGCGGUGCUUCGCCAUGAAUUUUCUCAGAGCCUUGAAAAGGGGGGAGAUGUGCCAGCAAUGAGAGGUGUCUGCUGCUCUGCUGGGGAGAUCAGCUGGGAAGCAGAUCCAUCUGCUCUUUGGAGAAGGACAAAAGAAAAUGGCUUUCCCUCCCCAAAGCCCAGGCUGUCUUGUAGUAUCAUACGCCCGCCUUUUAUUUUUUUUUAUCUAAAUCU
Aptenodytes forsteri (emperor penguin) is the source of this 993-nucleotide messenger RNA. It is a transcript of the gene GINS2, whose product is annotated as GINS complex subunit 2. The transcript has 7 exons. Gene Ontology annotation, biological process: DNA replication; double-strand break repair via break-induced replication. The coding region runs from base 1 to 780 and encodes 259 amino acids. Gene Ontology annotation, cellular component: nucleus; GINS complex. Lineage: Eukaryota; Metazoa; Chordata; Aves; Sphenisciformes; Spheniscidae. The record is from RefSeq and is a predicted model, not a curated record.